AUGUCAACACCACAACCUCAACCCGCGCCUCAGGCGCCACAAAUUACAACAACUUCCCCUGCAGGACACACGACCACAGUCCCUUCCUCGCCCCCGGCCCACACGACCAAUACGCCUCCCCAACCUCUGGCCGCCACUUCGUCUCUUACGCCAAAUGCACCCACGAUGACUGCCCCAUCGUCAGCGCCCCUCCAGGCUGGGCCUGUCCAAGCCACCUACGCCGACCUGGAGCCUCUGACCUAUAACGAACAGCUCAACGCCGUCGACCGCCUAUGGAAAUUUAAGCUCGCUCUGACCGCCAUCCUGAUAGUGACGGGCAUCAUCGGUAUUGGCUGCAUAGCCUGGGCUGUCAGCACCGCAAAUGAAUUCCGUUCGGGCUAUGACUACGGCUACGACAGCACAUGGUCUCUCCCCUGGGGGUUGAUCACACUCUCCAUCUCCGUCAUCUGGUGCAUUCUCUGUGUAGCGCUCUUCCUCAUCCGCAAGCGCCCUGUGCACCCCGGCGCACGCGUCACCAUGGAUUUACUCCUCUGGCUUGGGUUUUUGACGACUGCACUGUUCGCCAUGGUUGCGCUCGUAGAUCUCUUGCAAUGGGGCGAGUACGGCACGCUGGGCUACUCUUCAGGGUGGAAGAGCAGGUAUGGCGACUACGUGCUACAGCGAAACAACACCUGGGUCUGGGAACAGGACAGCGGCUCCUCGUCCGUCACGUAUGAGCGCACCUGUAACGGCUCAACGUCCUCGACGAACUCUUAUAGCUACUAUUAUACCGACAAUCCUUUUAAGAACUGCGCCGAGAUGGACGCCUACGUCAAUGCACUCUGGCAGGCGAAGCCAAAACGCGCACGCACUGAGUUGACGGGCGUGGUGUGUCAAUUCAUUGGUCUGGCUUUGCACUUUGCGCUCUUCGUCUGGGCCUGUGUAGACUGCCACAAGCACCGCCAUUCUAAAGUCUCCAAGGACGCAGAGAAGAUUGCAGCAGGCAUCGUCGAGAAGAUGGUACAGAGUGGCGCCGUCGUGCCACCGCCUGGACGGGCGCACAUGAGGAUGGAUGCGUGGCAGCCAAACUACCACCCGCUGCCCAGUGCAUCCAACAGCUUCGCAGGCCAAGGACAGGGCCACUCGGUGCCAGGACAGCAUCCCAUGUACGCACACCCGAUGCCGGGUCAGCCGAUGGGAGGGCAGGGCGUACCACCGGGGCCGCAGCCGUACGAGCAGCCGUUGCCUCCCCUGCCGAAGCGUCCCCAGCAAGCGGGGCCAAGUCAUGAGAAAGGGGUCGCGGCAAGCUACUACGAGCCGGGACAGUAA
Messenger RNA from Ascochyta rabiei, 1308 nucleotides. RefSeq lists its product as uncharacterized. Lineage: Eukaryota; Fungi; Ascomycota; Dothideomycetes; Pleosporales; Didymellaceae. The transcript has a single exon. The record is from RefSeq and is a predicted model, not a curated record. Bases 1 to 1308 code for a protein of 435 amino acids.